This is a messenger RNA of Cadophora gregata, 1485 nucleotides long. RefSeq lists its product as uncharacterized. Gene Ontology annotation, biological process: transmembrane transport. The record is from RefSeq and is a predicted model, not a curated record. The transcript is spliced from 9 exons. Gene Ontology annotation, molecular function: transmembrane transporter activity. NCBI's taxonomy places the organism in Eukaryota, Fungi, Ascomycota, Leotiomycetes, Helotiales, Ploettnerulaceae. Bases 1 to 1485 code for a protein of 494 amino acids.
AUGGGCACCUCACUCAAAACAAACGGCAAAUCGACCACCAUCUCAGAGAAUACGCCUCUGCUUACCUCCGGGGCAGACGAUGCAGAAGUUCCACUCAACGAUGAGGCCAUCAUCAGUCAUGAAAACUCAGACAGCGAUCCUACGCCUUCCAAUGUCGACCUUACGCCUCUCCCGAAGCUGCAAAUAUUCGUCCUUUGCUUCGCUCGUUUAAUCGAACCGAUAGCUUUCUUCGGUAUCUUCCCUUUCAUCAACAAGAUGAUAAAAGAGACUGGCGGCAUGAAGGAAGCAGACGUGGGAUUUUACACUGGGUUCAUUGAAAGCAUGUUCUCGGUGACGCAAAUGACCUUGAUGAUAUCCUGGGGACGACUCUCGGAUCGAAUUGGGAGGAAACCCGUGAUGGUGUUUUCUAUGGUCGGUGUGGGAUUAGGGACGGCGCUGUUCGGAUUGAGUCGGACGAUUUGGCAGAUGGUACUUUUUCGAUGCUGCGCUGGAGUUUUCGCUGGAACUGUCGUUACUGUGAGGACCUCGAUUUCCGAGAAUUGUACACCUCGAACUCAGGCUAGAGCGUUCAGUUUCUUUGCUUUCAGUGGUAACAUGGGCAUAUUUCUCGGCCCACUGAUCGGUGGUGCUUUGCAGGACCCUGCUCGCCAGUACGGUGGCGUGUUCAAAAAGGUUCAAUUCUUCAGCGACUAUCCCUACGCACUACCAACAUUUGUCACUGGGUCCAUUGCUCUGUUGGCCGCACUUACCUGCGCGAUCUUUGUCAAAGAGACUCUUAAGCGAAAAGACCUUACGAACGAGGACGGCACUCCUGUAGAAGCGGAACUGACCAUUCUCGAAAUCGUGAAGAAACCAGGUGUAGCUUUUGUGCUAUAUAUCUACACGCACGCGAUGCUUCUUGGUCUCGGCUACUCAUCUUUAUCUACUCUAUUCUGGUUCACACGUCCAUAUCUUGGCGGGUACGGGUUCACACCGAUCCAAAUAUCCUACUUCCUAGCAAGCAUCGGCGUCGCACAGUCCAUCUGGCUUCUCAUAUUCUUCCCAAUAUUCCACCGCAAGUAUGGUACUGGUAACGUCCUGAGAGCUUGCUACUUCAUCUGGCCUUUGACAUUUCUGGUUGCCCCGCUCUGCAACUUCUUUCUUCGCCAGGGUUGGACAACGGCAUUCUGGAUUAUCGCUCCAACUACUCAGGUCAUCGGAAGCGGGGUAUCUAUGGCGUUCACCUGCGUUCAACUCGCCUUGAACGACGUGUCCCCAUCACCCACAGCGUUCGGCACUCUCAACGCCCUAGCACUCACCUUAGUAUGCGCAAUUCGAACCGUCGGACCUUUCGCAUUCACCAGCAUAUUCGCUGCUGGAGCCAACAGCCAGUUCCUUGACGGAUAUCUAGUGUGGUUUGUACUUGUCAUCAUCACUCUCAUGGGAAGUGUGGCGAUGAGGUGGUUCCCAGAGAAUGCGGAGGGGAAGCUGAAGCAGGAGGAUUGA